This is a messenger RNA of Bacidia gigantensis, 831 nucleotides long. RefSeq lists its product as uncharacterized. Gene Ontology annotation, cellular component: nucleus. Gene Ontology annotation, biological process: aflatoxin biosynthetic process; regulation of DNA-templated transcription. Gene Ontology annotation, molecular function: DNA binding. The coding region runs from base 1 to 831 and encodes 276 amino acids. The record is from RefSeq and is a predicted model, not a curated record. NCBI's taxonomy places the organism in Eukaryota, Fungi, Ascomycota, Lecanoromycetes, Lecanorales, Ramalinaceae. The transcript has a single exon.
AUGAACGAUGCCCCGGAUACACCGAUGAGCUCAUCUCCACCCGACUCAGCGCCUUCCAGAGAUGUGUUACCAUAUCCUCAACAUCCUGCUUGUGGCCAAGGACCGAAUAGUUGUGCUGCAAUCGCCUGGGACACAAUGACAGCUCUCGAAACUUGUACAGGUGCAGGUAUUUCUAGCGAAAGCUUUACCAAUCCAUACGCCUAUGCUUGGACCGAUGAUCAUGAUCUGCAAGCCGGAACUCUUGAUGAAAUCUUGAGGGUCAAUCAGCGAGCUAUCACGCGGAUUUUUGAGAUGCUGCAAUGCACUUGCGCCAGGAAACCAGACAUGGCGAUGCUUUUAGGGUCUAUCAUCACCAAGAUUCUUGCCUGGCACCGCCGAGCGUGUUCGAAGUCAGGGGAUUUAGACCCGUAUCUUCCAGUGGAUCCUCUCUUUCCUCACCCGUCUGGUACUACUACGCCCAUGAGUAGUCAAUCAAGCACGGGUGUAAACUCGCCCUAUCGGAAGCGCCCCUGGGAUCACGAGAAUAUGGAGACGAUUAAUCCAGCAAUCCUCUCGAAGCUAUCCGCCGAGCCUGUGCGUGUUGGCAAGUUCGUGCCCGACGACGAAGUGCAGGGCCCGAUUCGCCGACUGCUUAUCCUUAGCAACCUCAAAAAGGUCAGACCGAUGAUUGACUGCCUAGGCCGACUAUCCGAAACCUACGAAGACAACGCCUCGAAGAAUCUCUUCACGAUGUUACGGAUGUGGCUGAGAGAAGAACUGUCUCGCACGGUCAAAGACGUCUGCCAAAGGACGAGCGUGACUGACGUGGGCCUCAUAAGCGCGUGCGGGUGA